UUGGUAAGGGAGCAACCCUGAAAUCCGGGGCACGGCAUGGAGCGAGACGGCCCGCAAUCGCAAUUCGGACAAAAGAGUGGCAGCGAGGUGGGCAGGAGUUGCGGGACUUGGGUUAGGUUUGGGGAAGAUCUCAAGCGGCAGAGCCUGGCCGGGAAACGAGCGUCCCCCGCAUCCUUGCAGCGCACCAGGCCGCGUAUGGUGUGCAAUCCAUCCAACCAGCUCAGCUCUGUCUGCCGUGGAGUACGCCUUGCCUCGGGGACCCUCGAUGCAGCCUGCCCGGGGACGCCACCUCAUUGCUGCCCAAUUUCGCCCAUCUUUUAUGUCCUACCCCAAAAUAACUGACAAGCCGGCAGGCUGGGGCUGAUAGGCCGGAGUGCCCGACAUUGGGUCAUGCUGCUAGAGGGCAGACUUUUGCCGACCUAGUGUUUGCCCUCAAUGUCGGACGUGAACAAGUACACCGUUGGCUGGAUCGCGGCCGUCACGGCCGAAUACGUCGCCGCCCAGGAAUUUCUCGACGAGCAGCACGACAUGCCCGAGAGCGUCGGCCGAAAUGACAACAACGCCUACACAUUGGGCAGGAUGGGCCACCACAACGUCGUCAUAGCCCAAUUGCCUGAUGGAGAGUACGGGACGAUAACGUCGGCCACGGUCGCGAGGGACAUGAUUCGAACCUUUCCCAACAUCCGCAUCGGCCUGAUGGUCGGCAUCGGCGGCGGUGCCCCGAGUCGAGAGCACAAGAUACGCCUCGGGGACGUCGUCGUCAGCAGUCCAAGGGGAGACAAGCCCGGCGUCUUCCCGUACGACCACGGAAAAAGGAUCCAAGACCAGGACUUCAUUCAUACGGGGGUCCUCGACAAGCCACCCCAGUUGGUGCGGACGGCAGUCAACCAGCUCAUAGCGCAACACCAGCGCAAAGGGCAUCAGCUACUGGCCGAAAUCGAGCGUGUGCUUGAGCGGAACGAGCGCCUUCGAAACGACUAUUCUCGGCCGCCUGCCUCGAGCGACAGGCUGUAUCGCUCCGACAUCGUGCAUGGUGCUCGUGUCGCCGCGACGAUCCGCCCUUGGCCGCUGCUGUUGGUAGCGGCAUUACUGCUUGCGCCGACAUUGCUGCUGCCCCAGAUACUGCUCCUACCCGCCAGAGGUCGGAUUUUGGUGGCUUCGGCGGUUACGGUGGCGGCGCUGUCACUGGUGGCCCGCGAGCGGCGCCGCCAGGGUCUGCCAGCCCAUGAUUCUCUCGAUGAGGAUGAGUGCAGCAACAUCUGCGGUAGCGACCCGCGGCACUUCGCCACCCCACCAAGACGCGACGGAGACGACAAGGAUCCGGCGAUGCACUACGGUCUGAUUGCCAGCAGCAACCAGCUAAUGAAGGACGCCGUUAUGAGGGACGAGCUCGCCUCAAAGCAUGGCAUUCUCUGCUUCGAGAUGGAGGCCGCAGGCCUGAUGAAUCAUUUCCCCUGCCUGGUAAUUAGGGGCAUCUGUGACUAUUCGGAUUCGCACAAGAACAAGAAGUGGCAGGGUUUUGCAGCUAUGAUGGCGGCAGCCUACGCAAAGGAUCUCCUAAAGCAGAUUGUGCCCAGCCAGGUUUCGGCGGAGAAGAGGAUCAAAGAGGUGCUUGACGCAGUUGGACAGAAGCUAGACCGCAUACGAGAAGUCUCGCAGGCAACAAAUGACAAAGUCGACCACCUCAACUUCGACGCCCAAAUUACGAAAAUGGAGAAAUGGCUAGCUCCCGCGGAUGUGUCCACAAAUGCCAACCGUGCAGCUGAGCUCCGCCACCCUGGAACCGGCGAAUGGCUUCUCAAAUCAUCAAUAUUUCGGGAAUGGUGUUCCGGGCCACGACGAUAUCUGUGGCUGCAUGGUCUUGCUGGAUGCGGCAAAACGGUUCUUAGCGCCACAGUUCUCGACCAACUUGCCACCGUCGACGGCCGUCCCAUCCUUAAAUUCUUUUUCGAUUUUAUGGAUGAAGCAAAGCAAACGUUCGACAGCAUGUUACGAGCACUGGUGUUUCAGGCAUACCAGUGGCAACUUGCGUCCUAUCAACAUCCCGAGGGCGCACCACCAGAGUCCAGCGACAAGCCAACGGCAAAGACCCUUAUAGAGAGGCUCUGUAAGAUGCUUGCAGCUCAGCCAGAGGUCUUUAUCGUUCUGGAUGCCCUUGACGAGUCGACAACGAGGCCACGACUUGUGGCGUGGAUUGAGGAGAUGUUAAACAAGUCAGAGCUGCAGCACGUCCGUCUGAUAUUCACUAGUCGGCCAGAAUCCGACUUUGACCAGAUUUACUCCUUGAUUGGCAAAGAAAACUGCCUACCACUCGACAAGGAGGGCGUCAACGCCGACAUCUGCGCAUAUGUCAAAUCGACGCUCGAAAACAAUUCUCGUUUUGUGGGCAAAAGGCUGCCCGAAGAUAUUAAAAAGAAGAUUCAGGAUCGCGUUGGAAACGGAGCAGAGGGCAUAUGGGCAUUUUGCCAGCUGGAAACCCUUUCCAUUUGUGCCAAUAUCUGGGAGGUGAAAGACGCUCUGGAAAAAUUACCACGCAAUCUCGAGGAAACGUAUGAACGGAUAAUUGACAGCAUCCCAAACGAGCGCAAAAAGGAUGCCACGCGUUUACUGCAAUUUCUCGUCUACUGCGAUCGGCCUUUAAAACUGGGAGAAGCUAGUGACGUUAUAGCUACACAGACCGACAUGGAACCCCUAGGCUUCAACCAUGAGCGAAGACCAUUCGACGAAGCUAUCACCGAACAUUGCCCCGGCAUGGUUGCACUUGUUUCUACGAAAGGUUCAACCGCAACUCCAGAACUGCACCUUGCUCACUUCUCCGUCAAGGAGUUCCUUCUCAAGCAACCCUCAUUCGAAAUUACAACUGCGAGCAUCUCUAUUACAAAAACGUGCUUAAGUUAUCUAAGGGACAUUGGCGAUACUCACCGCGAAAUUAAAAAAAGCUUUCCGCUGGCACGACGCGCAGCGGAAAUGUGGAUGCCGCAUGCUGUUAAAGCUGAAGUUUCAAAAGAUAUUGUUCGAAUGUCGGUGGAAUUUCUACAAGAUGGCAAAACCUUUCGCCUCUGGGGUCAACUAUACCAACCUGAUCGAGGCUGGGAUGAAUCUCCAGGAGCUCCAACGGGAUCGAGGCUUUACUAUACUUGCCUCGGUGGAUUUAAACAGGCGGCUAUAUGUUUGCUGGACAAAGGCGCCGACGUUAACGCGCAUGGUGGCGAAUUUGGCAACGCACUGCAAGCUGCCUCAUUAAGAGGCCAUACGGAAACCGUCCGGCUGCUGCUGGAUAGAGGCGCCGACGUUAACGCAUGGGGUGGCCAUUACGGUAACGCACUGCAAGCCGUCUCAUGGGGAGGCCAUACGGAAACCGCCCGGCUGCUGCUGGAUAGAGGCGCCUACGUUGACGCGCGAGGCGCUAACGUUAACGCGCGGGGCGCCGGUUACGGAAGCAACGCGCUGAAAGCCGCUUCGUCGAGAGGCCAUACGGAAACCGUUCGGCUGCUGCUGGACAAGGGCGCCGACGUUAGCACGCAGGCCGAUUAUCACGGUACCGCGCUGCAAGCCGCCUUAUCGAAAGGCCAUACGGAAACCGCCCGGCUGCUGCUGGAUAAAGGCACAGUGCCUGUCCAGCCUUAA
Molecule: messenger RNA, 3627 nt
Organism: Gaeumannomyces tritici R3-111a-1
Lineage: Eukaryota; Fungi; Ascomycota; Sordariomycetes; Magnaporthales; Magnaporthaceae
Exons: 5
Coding region: 436-3627 (1063 amino acids)
Biological process (GO): nucleoside metabolic process
Molecular function (GO): catalytic activity; protein binding
Source: RefSeq, a predicted model, not a curated record